This is a messenger RNA of Eupeodes corollae, 2017 nucleotides long. RefSeq names its product glucose dehydrogenase [FAD, quinone]-like. Gene Ontology annotation, molecular function: ecdysone oxidase activity; flavin adenine dinucleotide binding. The transcript is spliced from 2 exons. The coding region runs from base 95 to 1966 and encodes 623 amino acids. Lineage: Eukaryota; Metazoa; Arthropoda; Insecta; Diptera; Syrphidae. The record is from RefSeq and is a predicted model, not a curated record.
AAGUUUCGAUCCAGUAGUCGUGAGAAUUGCUCAAGUCUGUACAGUCACAUUCUACAAUUACCUACGAUUAUACUUUCCAACAGUUUUUGAAAAUAUGGAAUUCCUGCCACCUGAGUGUGCAGCUCGUUCUGCCGGACCGGGGAAUAAAUUAAUGUCCUUGUUGUUCCACACUUUGAUCAGUUCGUAUUGUUCGAUAUCAGAGCCAUCUAUGUGGCCAAUGGAUUAUGGACACACUUUGGCAACUAAAGGAUUGGACACAUAUGACUUUGUGGUGGUUGGAGCUGGAUCGGCUGGAGCUGUGGUAGCUGGACGAUUAUCGGAGAAUCCUGAUUGGAAAGUUUUACUUUUGGAUGCUGGUGGUGAUCCGCCAAUUGAAGAAGAGGUUGUUGGAUGGCACAUUACUACACAACAUUCUGCAUGGGACUGGCAAUUCCAAACCGAACCAAACGGCAAAUCAUGUCAAGGAAUGAAAGGUGAACGUUGUCACUGGCCCAGAGGAAAAAUGCUUGGCGGUACAAAUGGAAUGAAUGCGAUGAUAUAUGCACGUGGAACACGCAAGGACUUUGACGACUGGGCUGCUUGGGGUAAUCCUACAUGGGGCUAUGAUGAUGUUUUGAAUUAUUUCCGCAAGGCCGAAAACCUCCGAUCUCCACGAACUGGUUAUAAAAUGGGCGAUCACGGAAAAGGCGGCCCAAUGGGUUUGAACAAUUUUGUCAGUGACAACGAAUUCCGGCAUACUCUACGGGCAGGAAUUGAAGAAAUGGGCUAUCCCGUAGUGACUGACUUUACCGAAGGCUCAUUCGUCGGCUAUAUGGAUGUGCUGGGUACACAGGAAAAGGGACGUCGCAUCACAACAGUUCACUCACACAUUUUGCCAGUGAAGGACCGCCAGAAUUUGCACAUCAUCCGAAAUGCUCAUGUCAAGAAAUUGAAUAUUGACAGUGAGAAACGCGUCACCGGACUGACAUUCGUUCACGAAGGCACUCGAGAGUACACAGUGAAUGUUCGCAAGGAAGUCGUGGUGUCUGCCGGAGCAAUCGGAACUCCUCAUAUUCUUAUGUUGUCCGGUAUUGGACCCAAGGCCCAUCUGGAGGAACAUGCAAUCCCUGUAGUUGUAGAUUCACCAGUUGGUAAAAAUUUGAAGGAUCACGCUAGUCUCCCAAUGAUCUUCAGAAUUGACAAAUCAUCUGCCACUCCAGCAGCUGAGGCAGAACUUGUUGAUGCGCUUUAUAAUUUGCUUAUGGGCCGUGAGAGCAAACUUUUGCACCACGAAGCAACUUCAUUCACAGGAUUUAUUAACACCACAAGCCUCACUGGUCCAAACCCUGAUAUUCAGACAACACACUUCUUCAGUCGUGUCAACAGUCCCGAGCUGAAGCACUACGUUGAAGCGACAGGUUACACCGAAGGUGUCGCAAAGUCUGUUCUCAAAGCCAACGAGAAGACUAACACUGUCAUCAUCUACAUGCUCCAGCUGAAGCCCAAAUCCAUGGGUGAGGUGACUUUGGCCAGUGCCAAUUACUUGGAUGCUCCAAAGAUGCAACCCAACUAUAACGAAGACGAUGAAGAUCUUCAAACUUACAUCAGAGCCUGCAACAUUUACUCGAAACUUGUCGACACAAAGGCUUUCAAACAACGUGAAGCCGAGCUUCACAAGCUUGACUUACCUCGUUGCAAUGACUUGCCUUACAAAUCAGACGAGUACUGGAAGUGUUACACUUCAUAUAUGACUAAGACUGUAUACCAUCCCGUGAGUACGGCCAAAAUGGGUCCGGAGAGUGAUAAGUCAGCUGUUGUUGACUGGAGACUGAAGGUACGCGGAGUUAAAGGUCUUCGUGUGGCCGAUGCUAGUAUCAUGCCUGAUAUUGUGGCAGCAAAUACAAAUGCAGCUGUGAUUAUGAUUGGAGAGAAGGCUGCCGAUAUGAUCAAGGAAGAUUGGGCGGGCAAGACCAAGGAUGAGUUGUAGUGAGAGUCAGUUGUUGUUUUAUAGAUUUGUAGUAGUAUAGUUUUUUUUUUU